Molecule: messenger RNA, 2511 nt
Organism: Colletotrichum lupini
Lineage: Eukaryota; Fungi; Ascomycota; Sordariomycetes; Glomerellales; Glomerellaceae
Product: AMP-binding enzyme
Exons: 5
Coding region: 1-2511 (836 amino acids)
Biological process (GO): long-chain fatty-acyl-CoA metabolic process; long-chain fatty acid metabolic process
Cellular component (GO): endoplasmic reticulum; lipid droplet; plasma membrane
Molecular function (GO): long-chain fatty acid-CoA ligase activity
Source: RefSeq, a predicted model, not a curated record
AUGCCCCAUGCUCCCCAGCUCUCAACCGUGACGCAAUUAAAGUCCCGUUGCCCAUCUUUUGCUGCGCACGUAACUUUUGCGCCUCCUGCCCGCACACACGCACGUACUCACUCGACGCACUGCUCUCGAGUCUCGUGUGCCAGCAGCUACAGCUACAGCUACGGAUACAGCUACGUAACCCAGCCGACAGCCAGCAUUUCCAAGAAGCUCCUCCUCAUCGGCUCUGUCAAACUUUACCUCAGAGCUCCCUCCCCCGCCUCGGCCCAUCCGUCAAUUCCGUGUCCGUUCAUCAUCAUCAUCAUCCUCCCUAGGCUUGCUUCCGUGAACUCUGCCAUCAUUCCGUCCAACAUCACCGCCGUCCUCGUCCUCCUCGUCGCCAUCCUCACCGCUCUAUUCUACGCCAGAUUCCCUACGAACCCCACCGCCGCCGAUAUGCCAGACUACACGACGGGCGUGAUGCCCUUGUACCAGGUGCACAAACCUCCCUUCUCUGUCGAGUCGCCUGGGUACGAGCGCGUUGAGGGCGAGACUCUUCCCCGUCGCCAUUGGAAAGCCAAGAAUGGUCUCCGAACCCAACCCCAUCCCGACGUUCACACCGUCUACGACAUUGUCAAGCGAAGUGCCCAGGUCUACCCUAACGAGCCUGCCGUUGGCACCAGGAAGCUCGUGCACCUUCACAAGGAGAAGAAGAAGGUCCCCAAGAAUGUCGAUGGAGAGGUCAUAGAGGUUGAAAAAGAGUGGCAGUAUUUCGAGCUGUCCCGUUACUCUUACCUGACCUAUGCCGACCUCCUCACCUAUAUCAACCAGAUUGGCUCAGGCCUGCGGAAGCUGGGUCUGAGCAAAGGAAGCAGAGUCCACCUAUUCGCUACCACAACUGCAAACUGGAUGGCCAUGUCCCACGCCUGCGGCUCCCAGUCCAUCUCUAUUGUCACCGCUUACGAUACCCUCGGCGCCAGCGGCGUCGAGCAUUCGCUGCUCCAGUCCAAUGCCGAUGCUAUGUACAUCGACCCUCAACUCCUCAAGACAGCAAGCGGUGCUCUGAAGAAGGCCGAAAAUGUCAAGUUUGUCAUCUACAACAACAGCUCCCUCUUUUCCGAUGGCACUGAAGUCGACGCCUUCAAGAAGGCCAACCCCGAUAUCAAACUUGUUAGUAUCGAGGAGGUGCGUGCAUUAGGCGAGGAGAACCCCGUUGAGACCGUAGAGGCAAAGCCUGAGGACUUGUUCUGCAUCAUGUACACUUCUGGUUCCACGGGUCCGCCGAAAGGUGUGCCCAUGACUCACGCUGGAACUGUGGCUGCGAUUACUGGUCUCUGGACCUGCGUCGAAGAGUGUGUCAGCAACAAGGAAUAUGUUCUGGCAUACUUGCCCUUGGCCCACAUCUUUGAGCUCGUACUGGAAAACCUCGUCUUGUUCGUGGGUGGCACCCUUGGUUAUGGUAACCCGAGAACCCUUUCGGAUACGUCGGUCAAGAACUGCGCUGGUGACAUGCGCGAGUUCCGGCCGACGGCCUUGGUUGGUGUGCCUCAAAUUUGGGAGACGGUGAAGAAGGGUGUCAUUGCCAAGGUCAACAGCUCUGGCCCUCUCAUCAAGGCCCUCUUCUGGGGAGCCUUCAACUAUAAGACUUUCAUGGUCAAGCACGGUCUUCCCGGCGCUACCAUCUUUGACAAUGUCGUCUUCAAGAAGGUUCGCGAGUUGACGGGUGGUCGUCUCCGCUUCAUUAUGAAUGGCGCGAGCGGUAUCUCGGAUGGGACGAAGCACUUCCUGUCCAUGACCCUGGCGCCUAUGUUGACAGGUUACGGACUGACCGAGACAGCCGCCAACGGUGCCCUCGGUGACCCCCUGGAGUACACUUCCGAUGCUAUUGGUUCCAUUCCCGCUGCUGUUGACCUCAAGCUCGUGUCCAUCCCCGAUCUGAACUACUACGCCGACUCCAACCCUCCCCAGGGUGAAAUCUGGGUCAAGGGACCCGCCGUGCUGAAGGAGUAUUACAAGAACCCCGAAGAGACGGCCAAGGCCAUUACCGAGGACGGCUGGUUCAAGACGGGUGACAUUGGCGAGUUCGACAAGGUCGGCCACGUCAAGGUCAUUGAUCGCGUCAAGAACCUCGUCAAGAUGCAGGGUGGAGAGUACAUUGCCCUCGAGAAGAUGGAAUCCGUCUACCGCGGCAGCCCCUUUGUCGCCAACAUCAUGGUCUACGGCGACGGCGAGCACUCCCGCGCCAUCGCCGUCGUGGCUCCCAAUGAAAAGGUCCUCGCCGAGGAGGCGAAGAAGCUUGGUGUUGAUGAGCACAGCAUGCACACUGACAGCAAAGUCGUCGACGCCGUUCUCAAGGAUCUCAUCUCCAACGGAAAGAAGGCUGGACUCUCUGGUCUUGAGAUUGUCGGCGGCGUCGUCCUCUGCGAGGAGGAGUGGACACCCGAUAGCGGUCUCGUCACUGCGACACAAAAGGUGAACAGAAGAGCGAUCAAGGAUAAGUACAAGAAGCAGAUGGAUAAGGCUUUUGGCAACUAA